Molecule: messenger RNA, 519 nt
Organism: Aspergillus oryzae RIB40
Lineage: Eukaryota; Fungi; Ascomycota; Eurotiomycetes; Eurotiales; Aspergillaceae
Exons: 2
Coding region: 1-519 (172 amino acids)
Source: RefSeq, a predicted model, not a curated record
AUGGAUCUCGUCGCAUCGGGGCCUCACGUACGUGAUAAGGCCUUGAGCCCCUUGAACUUCCACGAAGCGCUAACACGAGCGGUUACCCUUAGUUUCGACAAUUUUGACGAAUACACGCGACGUCAAUAUAAUGCCAAAGCACCUCAUCUCCCUAAUCCGUUCGGGCACGAUGAGGUUCCUAAUAAGUUUUCCGAGUUCGAUGUCUUCCUGAAGCUUCGCGUCCUUCAUCAGUUGACCAUAUGGACGUUUUGGAAUCCGGAUCGCAUCCGUGAUAAGAUGCCGGAGCAAAGGGAGGCGGAUCAAACGCAAUGGAUGACAACCGACUCUAUCGUCGUACUGAUCCUCCUCCUCCCCCUCCUCCGAAACCUGCCAAAUCGAAGACGAAGAGAAAGAGUGCACGUGCUGUUCGAGCGUCAAAACGCAGAAAGGUAUCAGGAGCCGCUGCUGCGGAGGAAUCCUCGGGCGAGGAAAAUAAUAACAUCAAUGGAGAAGUCACUGGGGAUCCUUACGAGGGGAUGA